AUGUUGGACCCGUCGGCGAGUCGGCGCCAGCAGCCCAUGGACUCGUCCGCCAUCUACUCCCACUCCCGCACCCGCACCGUCUCCUCAAAUACCUUCCCCGUCGCCAUCCAGAGCCCGACGCCAAUGCACCUCGCCCAGGCUCCCCAACAACACUCCCGCCGCUCGCCCUCCGUCAACACCUUCAGCACCACCUCGAGCGUGCCCCCUCCCGCCGCCUACCGCACCUCCCCCACGACAGACCUCCGCCGCUCCACCUCGUCACGAUCAGGCGGCGGCUCCCCGCAACCCACCGGCUACGUCGCCCUGCUCCGCAAGCAGAAGGCCACCGUCUGGUGCGACCGCGCCCAGUACGAAGACCCCCGCCUGCUCGCCCAGCAGCGCGCCGCCAAGAUGCGGGCCACCCUCGAGGUUAUCGGCGGCCAGCGCCACUCCUCCGGCCUCUCCGCCCCCUCCGGACGCACCAGCACCGGCAUCUCUGCUACCGGCAAGGUCGCCGCCAAGAUCCGUCACCACGGAAAGCCCGGCGUCGUCGGCUAUGCCCCGGGCGACCACCACGUCGGCGUCGGCGGCGUCCCCAUGCGUCUCUCCGCCACAGAGGUCGAGGGCGAGGACUCGGACGAGGACGACGCUCGCCUGCACCACCGCCGCACCGGUAGCAGCGGCCGCAGCAGUCUCGCGAGCCGCCGCGGCCCCGGCUACAGGUCCUCGGGCGGCCUGGGCAGCGGCAGCGGACGCAGGUGGAGCCCCGGCGACACCCCCGAGAGGACCGGCAGCCUCGUCGAGGAGAAGCAGGAGGAGACCCUGGGCGACAACGCGAGCGGCAGGGCCAUGACCACCGGCUCGUCCGGCAGCAGCGCCGAGAGGGCCGACAACCUGGGCGAGCUGAACAUGAACACCAACGCCGCCAGGCUCGCCAGUAACUCGCUCAUGCACCAGACCGUCACCCGCGAGAAGAGCGUCAAGGGCGCCGACGAUCUCCGUAGGAGGGGAAGCGUCGACGAGCGCACUUCGACGCUUACGGGAGGCCGUCUUUACAUUGCCAACCCCGAUUAA
Messenger RNA from Colletotrichum siamense, 1053 nucleotides. RefSeq lists its product as uncharacterized. The record is from RefSeq and is a predicted model, not a curated record. The transcript has a single exon. NCBI's taxonomy places the organism in Eukaryota, Fungi, Ascomycota, Sordariomycetes, Glomerellales, Glomerellaceae. Bases 1 to 1053 code for a protein of 350 amino acids.